UCUAUAGUACUUGUAACUUGAUGAUGAAGCUGUUCUGUGUCUUUCGCGGAAAUCACCCAAGACUAAAAGCACAGAAGCAGGGGUUGUGCACCCGUUUGGACAUCCUUCCUUUUGUAAUAUUUUUUCCAGUGAGAGGCUGAAUGUGUUUCAGAUGGGUUGUUGAUAUACACAUCUGUCUCUGAGGAGCGACGUUAGCACUUAAAGGAAACCAAAUCUGGCAUCACACACGGCCAUGUGGAGCAAUGGAAGGCCAAUAUGCAAAACAUUGUCUGACUCAGAGGAAUGAUGGAGACAGAAGAAGAAUUCUAAACUUAUGUUUAGCUGACCAAAUGCUCAUGAAAUCAACGGCUCAUCACAUGGUACUCAUCUGUUAGGUACACUGUGAAGGUAAAAUACAUUUGUAAAGCUGAAUAUGUUCACAAUACGGGGACUUUGUUUGAUCAUGUUGGUGAUGAGUAGGCGUGCUUAGUCUGUGCCUAUCAUACAGAACUAACAGAGUCAACUGACAGUACUGGAUCAGGUGACCACGGAUGGAGCGAUGUAAGAAGAUAUCUUCAGUGCACAGGUUCUGACAAUCAACACUCUGCUGUGAUUUCUGCCACAUGUGGACUCUUAGAGGGAAAAAGUUGACUACUCAGCAGAGGACAAAUUUCUAGAUGUUUCCUUGAGAAGUACCCCAGCAGUUGUUCUUCUGCAGGACAACAAACUGUCUGAUUUUUGAUUAAAAGGCAGAAGUCUUCACCAUGCCUCGGAACCGAGCGUUUUCUGAGCCAGAGUUCUCAGCAGAGUAUUCAGCAGACUGUUCUGUAACGUUGCCCUCUGACCCAGGGCAGGCAGUGGGACGAACACAUGAGGUCACAGUGCGGAGUUCAGGAUGCUGCCUUUGCCUGCCUCGAUUCAUGCGUCUCACCUUUGCACCUGAGUCUCUGGAGAACCUCUACCAGACCUAUUUUAGACGUCAAAGACAUGAAACUCUGCUGGUGCUUGUUGUGUUUGCUGCACUGUUUGACAGCUACAUCAUCGUCAUGUGUGCGGUGGUCUACUCUACUGACAAGCUGGCUUCUGUUUUAGUGGCAUCAGUGGGGCUGGCAGCAGAUAUUAUCCUCUACCUGCUGUGCCGCCAUGGGCUGCUGCCAGACCGCAUCUCACGACGGGUGGUGCCAUACGCCCUCUGGGUGCUCAUAGCAACUCAGAUAUUCUGCUACCUGGGUCUGAACUACGCUCGCUUCCACCAGGCCAGUGACACAGUAGGCUGGCAGGCUUUCUUCAGCUUCUCCUUUUUCCUAACUCUGCCUUUAAGACUGACACCUAUUGUGCUUAUCACUACUGUGUCCUGUGGGGUCCAUACCCUGGUUCUGGGUGUCACUAUCGCCCAGCAGCAACAGGAGCACAUUCAGGGCGCAGCACUUGGCCGACAGCUACUGGCCAACAUUGUGAUAUAUGUUUGUGCCAUCACUGUGGGAGUCAUGUCAUACUACAUGGCUGACCGGAAGCAUCGGAAGGCAUUCCUGGAGGCGAGACAGUCACUGGAGGUCAAACUGAACCUGGAGGAGCAGAGCCAGCAACAGGAGCGUCUUCUGCUCUCCAUUCUUCCAAAGCACAUAGCUGAUGAGAUGCUUCAAGACAUGAAGAAGGAGCCAAGUCAGAAAGAGAUGCAGCAGUUCAACACCAUGUACAUGUACAGACAUGAAAAUGUCAGUAUUUUGUUUGCAGACAUCGUUGGCUUCACCCAGCUAUCAUCAUCUUGCAGCGCUCAGGAGCUGGUCAAACUGCUUAAUGAACUCUUUGCUCGAUUUGACAAGCUGGCUGCAAAAUAUCACCAGCUGCGGAUAAAGAUCCUGGGAGACUGCUACUACUGUAUCUGUGGGCUGCCAGACUACAGGGAGGACCAUGCUGCCUGCUCCAUCAUGAUGGGCUUGGCCAUGGUGGAGGCCAUCUCGUACGUCCGAGAGAAAACUCAGACCGAUGUUGACAUGCGGGUUGGAGUGCACAGUGGUACAGUCCUGGGUGGAGUGCUGGGCCAGAAACGCUGGCAGUAUGAUGUUUGGUCCACAGACGUCACUGUGGCCAACAAAAUGGAAGCUGGAGGGAUUCCAGGUCGUGUUCACAUCUCACAGAGCACCAUGGAGUGUCUUCAUGGGGAAUUUGAUGUGGAGCCAGGUAAUGGAGGUGACCGUUGUGACUACCUGAGAGAGAGAGGCAUCGAGACUUACCUGGUUGUUGUUCCUAAAGGACCUUUAGGAAAGAGUGGCAUAAAUGGUGUGAAGCUGUCUGUAACAUCAUCCAAUGGAAACUCCCCACUGUUAAUCAACACCACAGAGUGUAAUGGCAGUGUUAACACAGCCUGCACCACACCAGAGGAACCAGAAGAACUGGAUGCAAGGGUGGUAAAUCCUUCUUUCCCUAACCCCCGGAGAAGGCUACGGCUACGGGACCUGGCUGAAAGGGUGAUUGAUGCUCAGGAGAAUGAACAGGAGCUCAACAAACUGCUAAAUGAGGCUUUGUUGGAGAGAGAGACAGUUCAAGUUCUGAAGGGGAAACACACUAACAGGCUCUCGCUGAGAUUUGUGGAUCCAGACCUGGAAACCCGUUACUCUGUGGAGAAGGAAAAACAGAGUGGAGCAGCCUUCUGCUGCUCUUGUGUGGUUCUGCUCUUCACUGCAAUAAUGGAGGCCCUCAUAGACCCCUGGCUGAUUGCAAACUACAUCACCUUUGCAGUGGGGGAGGUCCUGCUGCUUGUCCUGACAAUCUGUUCCCUGGCUGCCAUCUUUCCUCGAGUAUUUCCCAAGAAGCUAGUGUCUUUCUCCACCUGGAUUGACCACACCCGCUGGGCUCGUAACACCUGGGCAAUGGCAGCUAUAUUCAUCCUCACCAUGGCUGACAUCAUAGAUAUGCUGAGCUGUCUGCCCGAAGUUCCAGAUUCCGUCAGCACCACAGUUGCUCCCUCCUCUUCCUCUUCCUCCUCCACCUGGUCUGGCCUUGAAGGUUGCCUGAACAACCCUAAAUAUUACAGCUACAUUGCUGUGCUGGCACUGAUGGCCACCAAUAUGCUGGUUCAAGUCAGUCACAUGGUCAAGCUCACACUGAUGCUGCUCAUCACAGUGACCACUGGUAUCGUUAACAUCUACAGCUGGAAGGACAUCUUUGACCGCUAUGACAUGGCCCGCUUCCAGGAUUACAGGUCAUAUCUGGUGCCCUCCAAGUUCACAAUGACAAUUAUGAUCUUCAUUAUGAUGGGCAGCUUCUAUUAUUUCUCAAGACAUGUAGAGAAACUCGCACGCAUCCUUUUCCUGUGGAAGAUUGAGGUCCAUGAGCAGAAGGAGAAAGUGUAUGAGAUGAGGCGCUGGAACGAAGCACUGGUGACCAACAUGCUGCCGGAACAUGUGGCUCGACAUUUCCUGGGUUCCAAGAAAAGAGACGAAGAAUUGUACAGCCAGUCUUACGAUGAGAUUGGAGUCAUGUUUGCUUCAAUCCCCAACUUCUCUGACUUUUACACAGAAGAGAGCAUCAAUAAUGGUGGUAUUGAAUGCUUACGGUUUCUCAAUGAGAUCAUCUCAGACUUUGACAGUUUAUUGGAUGAGCCUCAGUUCCGCUGCAUCACAAAAAUCAAGACCAUUGGCAGCACCUACAUGGCAGCAUCAGGUGUCACCCCAGACGUCAGCAAUGGCUACUCCUGCAUGAAGAAAGAGGAGCAGUCUGACAAAGAGCGCUGGCAGCACCUGGCAGACCUAGCAGACUUUGCUCUGGCCAUGAAAGUCACACUCAUGAACAUUAACUAUCAGUCAUUCAAUAACUUUAUGUUACGCAUCGGUCUGAAUAAGGGAGGGGUGCUAGCAGGAGUGAUUGGAGCCCGCAAACCCCACUAUGAUAUUUGGGGCAACACUGUGAAUGUGGCAAGUCGCAUGGAGUCCACAGGGGUGAUGGGAAACAUCCAGGUGGUGGAGGACUGCUACAACAUCCUAAAGGAGUACAGCUUCCGCUUUGUGAGGAGGGGACCCAUAUUUGUGAAAGGGAAAGGGGAGCUGCUCACUUAUUUUCUGAAAGGAAGAGACAAACAAGGUUCAUUUAUCAACAGCUCCUCUGUCACUCUGCCACACCAGGUGGUAGACAGCUAAAGACUACACAAACACUCAUUCACUCCACGCACAAACAUUCCCACUCCUCAUCUACUGUGUGAUGAAGAGAGGGGCAAAGAGUUUUUGGAAUUGGAAGUCACUUGCCUAAAAACACUCAGAUACCUGAACUUAAUAAAAAGAAACACUUCAUACCUCAUUGCUUUUUACUAAAGAAAUAUUUGUUCUGCAUCUGUAGAAAAAUAAAAUGUCAGGCUCUGUUUCACUUUGAGCUUUAUUUUCAGGAACCACAAAAUUCAAAAAAAGAGCGAUAAUAUCUAGAACAUCUGAUAGCAGCUAUUUAUACAAAUUAUACAAAAAUGUAAAAUGGAGAUUUUACACCCAAUAUUAAGAUUUUUUUAAUAUAAAACCUACAUUUGCACCAAAGUGAUUUGAAAAAGACCCAUCACUAAAAUUUCCAUAAAUUUAAUAAAGUCUGACAUAUCCUGCAAAUGACCAAACAAAUCAAAUGUCCAGCCUUUUUCUGAUAGCAACAGUGACCUUUUUACUUAGCUUACUGUAGUACUUAGUUUUGUUGACAGUUUAAGAUUCCCAUGAAUCUUUAGAAGACAAACUUGAAGCUUGCAGCUUGAUUUCUCCUUUAACAUGACAAAAGUAAAUAAUGUUCUCUUUAACACUAACGGUGUCUCCUGGAAAUUAAAACAGCUUCCAUGCUGAGUAAUGCUUGCAGAUUUGUCAGACUGUAUGUCCGACACACAGCUGCCUGCGCUUCAUCUGUCCACAAUCCGAAAACUAUUUCAGCAGCUACUUGUGUCGGUUUCCAUUUCCAUGUCCUUAUCCAUUAUUUUGCCAAUCUACAAACAACAAAUGUCUCUCAAAUAUAUGAGUACUAUUUGCUUGCUCGCUUGCUCUCUCUCUUGCUCUCUCUCUCUCUCUCUCUCACACACACACACACACACACACACACACACACACACACACACACACACACACACACACACACACACACACACACACACACACACACACACACACACACACACACACACACACACUAGCCUUUUGGCAAACACACCAGUUUUGAUGCCAUCUCCUCAGCACAUGAACACUAAAUGGGCAUUGGACACCUUGCAGAAAUUUUGGAGAUCACUCCCUAGUUACACAAUACUUGUGUGGAAACCUAACAGAAUGAUCUGAGUUAAGAUUUUCUGUCCCUGAUGAGAGGACUAUUUGGAAGUGGACCAGUGAGUGGCUAGAGUGUGACAAUACAGACUGAAAUGCCACCUGCUGCAGCUCAUGUGUGGUUGUGGGUGUGUAGAAGAGUGUAUGCAUUAUUCAUAGUGUAUUUUUCCACUGCUGAAAUAUUAUUUUUCCUUAAUUCUAAUAUGGGAACAGGUGAGUUUGGUCAGUACUGCUCUCCUCUCGACUCUGGGACCUGGCACGACACACGUCUGUGCCUUGAAACUUGUUUAGCAUACAGGAUAACAGAAGUCUGUACUGCGUGUUUUAGGAGAUGGAUGGCACACCACAAAUAGUUAUCUGUGGCCUGGAUUGAUGCAAGUGCCUCUAACAGCUGUGAUCACCGUGUUUUAACUUAGUUGAAGGAUCCCAUUUCUACAGUCAGGAGAAAUUCUACCUGUCCAAUCACUGUCAAAGGAUAGUUCCAGUUUACUAUAUGUUGAGUUGCCGUUUUGUAGCACUGGUGAUUAAUUGAUUGUCAUAGUGUUGUACAAUUGAAAGGUGAGAUGUGGAAACGAGGUGACAUGAAAAAUAUGUCCAUCAGUAGCAAUCAGACAGUCAAAUAGGUUGAAAGCAAACCAAAAUGCUUGUGUCCUUUUUGUCAAAGAUAAAAAAGAAGGCAAACAGUAAAAAAGAUAAACCAGAUUAUUGUAAACAUCUACACAUUUCCCACUUUGAUUUGCUCAAUGUAAAUUGUCCUUUGCAUUGAGGAAUUACUGCAAUAUAUGCUACCUAUAGGUUUAAUCUCCAAAUAAUUUUUUUUGGUUCAUCAGGGCAAACUGCUGGAGUGUUUUCAAUCUAUCUGAUCACCUGACUGCAUGCUCCUUGACCUAUUCAGUGUGUUUCAUGGAUUCCACAGUGGCAUAUGAUCUCAACAAUUAGCUUGGAUCACUUACUAGAAAAAUCCAAAAGAAUAAAACUUCCAAACUAGAAAUUUCCUUUAACAUCACAGUGGUCUUUUGUAAAAUUUGACAGUUUGGAGCAAAAAAAAAUUCUUAAUGAUUGAAAAUUCUGAAUCAUGCUGUAAAAAUUGUGAUAGUGACUGAAAGUUCACGUUGAACUUGUUUCAUCGUUCCUUGAUGUUUGAACCACCAUUUGGAUGGACCCCAUUUUCACCUGGUACAACCCUAUGAUCUGUACCAGUAUAAUAACUAUGAGGCCUUUGCAUUAACAGAUUGGAUUACGAACUUAAACUUAGUUCUCCUUGCACUGCGGUCAAUUCUCACCACGCAAUUGAUGUAAAUAGUUAGUCAGCUGUCUUUCUGCUUCAAAUUUCUGUUUUCACUUCCACAACUCUGCUUACCAGAAUGAUAGCACAUGGAAAAGUCUCUUAAAAUUUAAAAGUUUUAGAAUUUCCCAAACUGAGAACAGAAGAGGUGGCAGGAGAAAUUCCAACCCUUUAGGUAAACUUUGCACAUUGUGUAUGAUAUUCUGACACAGAUCUAAUGGAAAUACAAUGUGGAAAUGGGGUCUAUCUUUUCUAGUUAAAUAUGCCCUGACAUCAUCUGUUUGUCUUCUACUGUCUGCUUGGUUGGUCUUGUAAAGGACUGCAUAUUGGUAAAUGAAUACAGAUGUAUAGAGCACAGGGCAGAUACGAUUGUGCAAAUGCUUAAUAGGAAGAUGAGAUAAUAAACAUUACUCAAAACUAAUUUACUCUUAGGAGGACACGUCCUCUCGUAGCUUCAGGAAGUCUCACCUACAACUGUAUCAUCUUGAACCCUCUACCCUGAUUUGGAAUACAUUGGUAAUUUAUUAAUUAACUUGUACACUGUAAAAACCUA
Molecule: messenger RNA, 7093 nt
Organism: Acanthochromis polyacanthus (spiny chromis)
Lineage: Eukaryota; Metazoa; Chordata; Actinopteri; Pomacentridae
Gene: adcy3a
Product: adenylate cyclase 3a
Exons: 21
Coding region: 744-4115 (1123 amino acids)
Biological process (GO): cAMP biosynthetic process; intracellular signal transduction; adenylate cyclase-activating G protein-coupled receptor signaling pathway
Cellular component (GO): plasma membrane
Molecular function (GO): adenylate cyclase activity
Source: RefSeq, a predicted model, not a curated record